Miniopterus natalensis is the source of this 687-nucleotide messenger RNA. NCBI's taxonomy places the organism in Eukaryota, Metazoa, Chordata, Mammalia, Chiroptera, Miniopteridae. The record is from RefSeq and is a predicted model, not a curated record.
AUGCUCAACACCAAGAAAAAUGAUAUCAAAACUAUGAAGCGGGUGAGGAGGAUUCGCCGACUUUGCCCAAGGCAGUACCUCUGGGCUCCGGGCCGCUUGAGGAGCCCCUUCGAGGAAGACGAGGAAGACGAUGAGGAGCUGGAGGAGGAAGAUGAGGAGGAAGAAAUGAGCCACUUCUGGCUGAGGCUGGAGGGGUGCUGGCCAGAAUCAGAGGAUGAAGAAGAGCGCCUGAUUAAUCUCUCUGAGCUGACCCCACACACUUUGUGUUCCAUUGGCAAAGGCUACUUAAUAGAUGCAACUACCAUUACAAAAUGUCUUCAUACAUUUUGUAAAAGCUGCAUUGUAAGACAUUUUUACUAUAGCAACAAAUGUCCAGAAUGCAACAUCCUACUACAUCAGACUCAACCUCUUUAUAACAUAAGUGCUAAUGAAGACACAGGACAUGUUAAGCCAUUAGAAAAGAAGUUUUUCAGAGUUUCAGGAGAAGCAACUAUUGAGCGCAAAAAAUUUCUCAAAAGAAAAAUGGAUCUUGAUCCACCUCAUCAGGUAGACAGUAUCUGUGCUGAUCACUUGUUGGAGCGGUAUCAAACUCUGAGGGAAAUUCAGUGUACGAUAGGUGAUGCAGCAACGCAGGAUGGUCUUCUGGUCCUUCAUUAUUGUCUUGUGGUUUCUCUAAAAAUUACUUGA